Molecule: messenger RNA, 369 nt
Organism: Dichomitus squalens LYAD-421 SS1
Lineage: Eukaryota; Fungi; Basidiomycota; Agaricomycetes; Polyporales; Polyporaceae
Exons: 3
Biological process (GO): proteolysis
Molecular function (GO): serine-type endopeptidase activity; tripeptidyl-peptidase activity
Source: RefSeq, a predicted model, not a curated record
AGCUUUGUGAGUCAGAUGCCCGCUUCUUGCCCAUAUGUUACGGCCGUUGGAGCAACGUCUGUGCACGACCCUGAAACAACUACUACUGCCUUCCCAUCUGGCGGCGGUUUUCCGAACAUUUUCCCCAGGCCUUCGUGGCGAGAGGCACACGUCAGCUACAUAUCCAGAUGUAUCGGCCAACGGGUAAGUUGGCUAUUUCGGAACAUCACAUGUCUACCUGCCCCAGACUGGACCUCACUUCAUGGCAGCUUCCCCAACGUCGUCGCCUUUGAUGGCAAAGCGGCACUUUCGGGAGGUAAUUCUGCUUCAGUUCCCAUCUUCGCCCCCGUUAUUGUAUCUGUGACCGACGCUCACCUUGCGAUUGGAAAG